Molecule: messenger RNA, 2424 nt
Organism: Macrosiphum euphorbiae (potato aphid)
Lineage: Eukaryota; Metazoa; Arthropoda; Insecta; Hemiptera; Aphididae
Source: the annotation of a GenBank genome assembly
AUGGCUGAUGAUGAUGUGUCAGAUAUGUUGAAAGCUUGGGGCCUAGAAUCUUAUACAGACGUAUUUAAAGAACAUGGAAUAGAUAUAUCAUGCUUAGCGCUUUUAACUGGUGAUAUGUUGAGAGAAAUUAUGCCUAUGAUUGGAGACCGGGCAAAGUUUAAUGCUAACUUGGAAGAGUGGCGUAAAGUUAUUGCUCUUGCUAAUAAUCAAGCACCGUUUACGGAUUGUGAUUUGUUAAAUUACUUGAAAAGCACCACUGAAGGAAAGGCUUUAUUAGCAACUUAUGACGCUGAUGGUUUAUUAGACAAUAGUGGUCAAAGAAAAAUUUGUAAUUUAAUUGUCAGAAGAGAGUUUCAAGAAGAUCCUGAAAAAUCCGUCAAAACUCAAAGAUUACAUUUUUUAGCUCAAGAGAUAACAAAAGUUUUCCCUAAAGAACAUUUGAGUACAUAUUUCAUACCCUAUAUGAACUAUGGUCCGUCAAUAAAAAAAGCAGCAAAAGGAAAACUCCUCGAUUGCUUCAACAACAAAAGAAGGGAAUACAAAAAGGCUGGGCUCAUUUCUUCGACCAAUCGUUCCCCUUCUUUUGAAAAUUCUUCAGCCUCACUUUUAUUGAAUCAGACUACAUCAGAAACUGAAAAUGUUGAUGAACAAAUACAAUGGUUAAAUAGUUCAUGUGACCCUUGGAAUUUGGUGCAGAAAUAUUGGGAAAUCACUAGAACUAAACGCUUAAAAGAUAUACUCAGUUUAAAUUCUAAAGGUGCUAUUCAGCCUUCUGAUUACAUGAAAAGUUUUCCAGCUUUAAAAAAUCUGUCUGGCUAUAUUCUUACUUUAACUCCAUCCAACCUUUUUGAAAAUUUCCCUGUGUACAAAGACAAGAUUCUUCAAUUAGGACAAAAAAUAUCUAAUACACUCAAGGAUCCUAGUUUAAAGUGUAUUAUAAAAGACUAUCUAGAUUUGGCAGCAUUAGAACGUGGAGAAACUUCAUCUCUAGCAGCGUUUAUCAUACUUCCAUUCCUCUUCUUUCCUGUUACAACUAAGAGGAAAAAAGGAAUACCUGCUUGGGGACCUUCAAAAAUUGAAUCCAGAGACGGCUUCAUUACACAUAUAAAAUCAAAUUCAGAACUUAUUGAAACAAUUACAAGACGGAAACAAAAGUAUAGUCAAUUGGACCAUAACACAGAGUACAAAAGAAUUAAAUAUUUUACUGAACUUGGGACAUAUAUUCCUCCUCGUGAAUAUGUCGUGGGUGAAAGAUUAACUGAAACUAGAAAAAAAACUUUUUCCUUGGUUUCAGUCCAUUGCACAGCACAGUUUAUUCCGAUACGUGAUGUAUUAAAGAAUUUUUUCCAAAUUAAAAACUUGUUAUCAAAUACAUUAGAUUAUAUGAAUGAAUGUAAACUUAAUGAAAAAAUACUUUUAAAUUUUUUGCAAGGUAGUGUGUGGAAAGAUAAAGAUAAAUAUCAUGAAUAUCAAACUGUGGUUCCAAUUUUUUUAUUUUUUGAUGAUUAUGAAAUUGGCAACCCAUUGGGUAGCCAUUCUGGUAUCCAUAAGCUUAGAGCUGUGUACUUAUCUAUUCCUUGUUUACCUCCUCAUCAGAAAUCUUCUUUAAAUACAAUUUUUUUGGCAUUAUUAUUUCAUUCAUCAGAUAGGCAAAAAUUUGGAAACAACGUUAUAUUAUUUAAGCCACUUAUUGAUGAAUUAAAUUAUUUAAGAAAUACAGGCAUUGAAAUUGAAACAGAUGAUUUGAAAGUAAAUUUAAAAUUUGAAUUAGGUAUUAUAAUUGGAGAUAACCUUGGAAUUCAUAGUAUCACCGGAUUCGUUGAAAGUUUUUCUUCCAACCAUCCAUGUAGAGUAUGCAAUAUUAGAAAAGAAGAAUUGAGAAAACAGUGUUAUGCUGAUGAUAAUUUGUUAAGAACUGUAGAACAAUACAAUAUUGAUGUUAACGAGGGAGAUGUUUCAAACAGUGGUGUUAAAGAAAAAUGUGUUUGGCAUGAUGUUAUAGGAUUCAAUGUAUUAGAUCAGGUUGGAGUUGAUAUUAUGCACGAUAUACUAGAAGGUGUUGGAAAGCAACAAUUACUUCUCAACAAUCUGUUUAUCAAGGGAAAUUUAGGUAAUACUAUUGAACCAGGUUCUUCUAACAAUCUAAUUAGUGACACUGAUAUCCAAAAUAUAAAAAAAUUUAUGGUAAUAGAUUCUUUAGAUUCACUAAUUAGUUGUUCUUGGAUUUCUAUUAAAGUAGUUGUAUUUAAAUGUUUAAAAUUAAAUACUAUCGGUUUUGAUGAGCAUUUUUGUUCUUAUGAAGUAAUUAAACUUAGAAUUAAUGAAGUCCUUAUAUAUCAUCAUAUGCUCUAUACUCAUAUUCCUAAUAAUAUUAGUGUACUGUCAAAUGGCUCUACAUAUGUUACAUUGAGAAGUGCUAUUUAG